AUGCCAUCAGAAUCCGGCAAAGUUGUUUGUGUCACCGGCGCCGGCGGUUUCAUUGCCUCUUGGCUCGUUAAACUCCUUCUAGAAAAAGGCUACACUGUCAGAGGAACCGUUAGAAACCCUGAUGAUUCCAAAAAUGGUCACCUGAAGGAACUUGAAGGUGCAAAGGAGAGACUGAUUCUGUUGAGAGCUGAUCUUCUAGACUAUCAGAGUUUGAGAGAAGCAAUUUAUGGCUGUGACGGAGUUUUCCACACCGCCUCCCCUGUCACUGAUGAUCCAGAACAAAUGGUGGAGCCAGCAGUUAUUGGGACCAAGAAUGUGAUAACAGCAGCAGCAGAAACCAAAGUUCGCAGAGUUGUGUUUACUUCUUCAAUUGGUACAGUAUACAUGGACCCCAACCGGGCCCCUGAUAAAGUUGUGGACGAGACUUGCUGGAGUGAUCUUGACUACUGCAAGAAUACUAAGAAUUGGUACUGCUAUGGGAAGACAGUGGCGGAAAAGACAGCGCGGGAUGAGGCAAGGGAAAAGGGAGUGGAUUUGGUUGUGAUUAAUCCAGUUUUGGUGCUUGGACCACUGCUUCAACCAACAGUGAAUGCCAGUGUUCUUCACAUACUAAAGUACCUAACUGGAUCUGCUAAAACAUAUGCCAAUUCAAUUCAGGCGUAUGUUCAUGUUAAGGAUGUGGCACUAGCCCACAUACUUCUCUACGAAGCUCCUUCUGCAUCUGGCCGCUAUAUCUGCGCGGAGCGCGUGCUUCAUCGCGGUGAUGUGGUUGAAAUUCUCGCCAAAUUCUUCCCGGAGUAUCCAAUCCCCACCAAGUGCUCGGAUGAAACGAGGCCAAGGGCAAAACCGUACAUAUUCACGAACCAAAAGCUAAAGGACUUGGGUUUGGAGUUUACGCCAGUGAAACAAUGCUUAUAUGAGACAGUGAAGAGUCUGCAGGAGAAGGGUCACCUUCCAGUUCCUACUCAAAAUGAUGAACCUAUUAAAAUUCACUCUUAA
Solanum lycopersicum (tomato) is the source of this 999-nucleotide messenger RNA. RefSeq names its product cinnamoyl-CoA reductase (gene CCR2). Gene Ontology annotation, molecular function: oxidoreductase activity, acting on the CH-OH group of donors, NAD or NADP as acceptor. The record is from RefSeq and is marked provisional. NCBI's taxonomy places the organism in Eukaryota, Viridiplantae, Streptophyta, Magnoliopsida, Solanales, Solanaceae.